AUGGACCAACAAAUCUCAAAUACAAUUAGAAAUGCUUAAAAAGAAAAAGAUAUUCAAAUACUGACAGGAAUUAUAAAAGUAAUUACUUAAAAUAUUUAAUAUAUUAAAUUAAAUAAUUUGAUUUAAUAUUAAACUUUUUGUCUAAGAAGGUAUGAAGUAAAAGAAUUAAAUUUCGGUAUUUUGUUGAAGAAAGACAAGGACUUAUGAUCUCUUUCAUUCGAUUUAUUAGAAUCAUUCUUAUCAAUAUAAAAUCUAGAGUUGAAACCUAUUGUAGUUGAAGUCUUUGAAAAAUUUUGUAACAUAUAUCAUAUUUAUAUUCUAACUGAGGAUAAAUACGAAGAAACCAGAAUCCCUAGAUUAAGAAUUAUUUAGAAUAUCAUUAAAUCAAACGCUCUUGAAUUAGCACCCUAUUAAGAGAUUUUGCUAAAACCCUUUGAGUCUAUUCUUAAAACAUUGCAAUAAUAAUUACAAAAAUAAGAUUAAGUAAGAUAUAAUUAAAUAUUAUUAGAAUCUUGAUAAGGAAAAAGAGAAAUUUAGAUUAAUAAUCUGCAUUCUAUAAGGAUUAAGAUUAAAUUCAAAAGAAGUUGAUUCAUUUUGUGGAAAGAAUUUAAUAGAAUAAAUCUUAAAGUCUGUAGGUUAAUGA
Messenger RNA from Paramecium octaurelia, 643 nucleotides. The record is from the annotation of a GenBank genome assembly. Lineage: Eukaryota; Ciliophora; Oligohymenophorea; Peniculida; Parameciidae.